Colletotrichum acutatum is the source of this 2571-nucleotide messenger RNA. Its product is annotated as glycosyl hydrolase family 3 N terminal domain-containing protein. Gene Ontology annotation, molecular function: beta-glucosidase activity. Lineage: Eukaryota; Fungi; Ascomycota; Sordariomycetes; Glomerellales; Glomerellaceae. Bases 1 to 2571 code for a protein of 856 amino acids. The transcript is spliced from 2 exons. The record is from RefSeq and is a predicted model, not a curated record. Gene Ontology annotation, biological process: glucan catabolic process.
AUGCCCGAUGAGACCCAAUUUCUUCACGCUACCAAAGAAUCCAAGGAAGCAGACUACGCUAGCCAACAGCACCCUACUACCAAACGACCAACCAGACUUGCCGCCCUCUUUCCCCCGCUACAAAGAUGUACGAAACCAUGGACUACAGGCGCGUUCGCGUUGUACCUCACGGGCCUCAUCCUAAUCUCGGCCUACUCUGCCAGCAAGCUAUUCGACGCCGGCAGCUGGCUAGCCCGUCGACCAGCACAGCCAGCGGCGCCAGCAGCUGCUUCUCCGGCCUCUCGGAUCUCACCAGCCUCCCCAGUCCGGAACUGGGAUGCGGCCGCCUCCAAGGCGACGGUCUUUGUGGCCCAGCUCAACCUCACCGAAAAGACGCUGAUGGUCACUGGCCAGCUCGGGCUUGAGGCCGGCGGUUGCAUUGGCAACAUUGUGCCGAUCGAGCGCGUGGGGUUCCCCGGACUCUGCUUGCUCGACGGCCCCACGGCGCUGGACCGCGCCGAUCUUAUCAGCGUCUUCCCCGCCGGUCUCACCACGGCCGCGAGCUGGGAUAAAGAGCUCAUUUACCAGCGCGGCAAGGCACUUGGCGAGGAGUUCCACGAUAAAGGCGUCCAUGUUGGACUUGGCCCGGUCGCUGGCCCACUCGGACGCCAACCCCUUGGAGGCCGCAAUUGGGAAGGAUUCUCAGUUGAUCCCUACCUCACGGGAAUCGCGAUGCAACUCACUAUUCAAGGAAUGCAAUCAGCAGGCGUGCAAGCUUGCGCAAAGCACUUCAUUGGAAAUGAACAGGAAACCCAGCGAACCAACUCGUGGCUUGCAAACGGCACAGAAAUCGCAGCGAUUUCGUCCAACAUCGACGAUCGCACCCUGCAUGAGUUGUACUUGUGGCCUUUUGCAGACUCCGUCCGUGCUGGGGUUGCCAGCGUGAUGUGUAGCUACAACAGACUCAACCAAACUUAUGCGUGCGAAAAUUCGGGCUUACUGAAUGACAUCCUCAAGACGGAGCUGGCCUUCAAGGGAUAUGUCAUGUCCGACUGGUUCGCGACGCAUUCUGGAGCCGAGUCCAUCAACAACGGGCUGGAUAUGAACAUGCCUGGGCCCAUUGGCCAUGCCCAGAUCGUCUCUGGUGAGACAUACUGGGGUCCCAACAUCACUGAUAUGAUCAAGAAUGGUUCAGUCACAGAGGACCGUCUUGAUGAGAUGAUCCGGCUGAUCAUGACACAAUACUAUCUGUUCGAUCAGGAUAGCUCCGAUUAUCCCACCGUCGACCCAUCCAUCGUCUUCACGAUUGCAGCUCAGUCAAACCUUCUAGACUUACUCCCCUUCCAGCCACCGCCAAGCCGCGAUGUCCAGCGAGACCACGGCAAGCUGAUCCGGAAACUCGGUGCCGAAGCAACAGUCCUCCUCAAAAACCUCAACGGGACCCUUCCCCUCAAAAAGCCCACCAACAUUGGCGUUUUUGGCAAUGACGCCGCCGACCCGGCUGAUGGUCUUGUCUUCGGUGCCGGAUUUGAAAUCGGCACGCUCUCCGUGGGAGGCGGCUCAGGAACAGGGAGACACACCUACCUCAUCUCUCCGCUUGAGGCAAUCAAGGCCAAGGCGCGCACGACAGGCGCUCGCGUGCAGUAUAUCCUAGACAACAAGGUCCUGGCUGCCGGCGACUUCAGUAGCUUGUACCCUAUUCCUGAAGUCUGUCUCGUUUUCCUGAACACCUUCGCGUCAGAGGCUUAUGAUAGGACGAGUCACGAAGCCGACUGGAACUCGACGCUGGCUGUCGAGAACGUCGCUCGGAGGUGUCCUAACACUAUUGUCGUGACGCAUUCGGCUGGUAUCAAUACCUUGCCAUGGGCGGACAACCCAAACGUGACAGCUAUCUUGGCUGCGCACUUGCCAGGGCAGGAGUCGGGGAACUCAAUUGUUGAUGUGCUCUGGGGAGACGUCAAUCCCUCUGGAAAGCUGCCUUACUCUAUUGUGUUCGAUGCGAAAGACACCGAUAUCCCCAUCGUCAAUCUUACCGAAUCAGACAUUACGUCCCCCACAGCAUGGCAAGCUGAUUUCACAGAGGGCCUUCUCAUCGACUAUCGUCAGCUCGACGCCGAGAAUGUCAAACCUCGUUAUGAGUUCGGCUAUGGCCUCAGCUACACAACAUUCGACUUGGAUGCAUCUCUGAAGGUCAAGCAGCUCGCAAAAAACGUCGCCGCCAUCCCGAAUCCCUCAGCACCCAACGCACCUGGGGGUAAUCCAGAACUCUGGGAGACUAUCCUUCAUGUCACUGCUCGCGUCAAAAACAUCGGCGACAUCGCCGGGGCCACGGUCCCCCAGUUAUACGUUGCCCUGCCACAGGACUCAGUUCCCGAGGGCACCCCCACUCAAGUUUUGCGUGGUUUCGGGAAAGUCUUUGUGGAGUCAAAGGAGUCUAGCACUGUCGAAUUCGAAUUGCUGCGCCGUGAUUUGAGCUAUUGGGAUGUAGCGUCGCAAACUUGGGUUAUCCCUGAGGGACCGAUUGAGUUACGCGUUGGCUUUAGUUCUCGCGACAUCAAGGCUACGGCGAAACAGGUUGUCUUAUCCUCCUAG